AUGGAGGAUUUCAGGCAGGCCAUAGAAAGUAACAACAUCUAUGAUAUGGGUUGGAAGGAGAGCGUGUUCACAUGGAGCAACAAAUACUCUGACUGUACAUUUACUAAAGAGAGACUUCACAGAGUAGUGGCCAACAUGAAAUGGGCUGAUUUGUUUCGAGAAAGAGUGGUUGAGGCAUUUCUUGCUAACCAAUCUGACCACAAGGAUAUAUUGCUGGACUUAAUCAUGACGUUAGAAAGAAGAAGAGGAUUUUUUAGAUUUAAAGCAAAGUGGAUCUUGGAUGAGGAAGACAGACCAGUGGUAGAAGAAGCAUGGGGUAGAAGUGGAAGGAAUUCAGAUUCUUUAAAGAGGAUCUAA
Molecule: messenger RNA, 357 nt
Organism: Juglans regia (Persian walnut)
Lineage: Eukaryota; Viridiplantae; Streptophyta; Magnoliopsida; Fagales; Juglandaceae
Exons: 1
Coding region: 1-357 (118 amino acids)
Source: RefSeq, a predicted model, not a curated record